GCAUGAGAAGCCGGGCGCCAGCGCUGCUGGUGCUGCCGUUUCCGGUGCUGGCACUGGCACGGCUUCGGCGGCGACCACGGGCGGCGGAGCCGCGGCCGCGGCUGCGCCUGUCACGGGAUUCGGUGAGACGCCGGGCCCGGGGGACUACGAGAUCGAGGCGCUGCUGGGCAAAAGAUCGCCAAAGUACUCGGCAGGGAAGAAAUUCGACUCAGGCGAGGCCGAGAAAUGCCCAGGGCCUGGUGACUACUGGCAGGCCUUUGGGUCUUCGAAGAAGCUGGGCCUUUGGCGGCUGUAG
Symbiodinium necroappetens is the source of this 295-nucleotide messenger RNA. The record is from the annotation of a GenBank genome assembly. Lineage: Eukaryota; Dinophyceae; Suessiales; Symbiodiniaceae.